Molecule: messenger RNA, 2013 nt
Organism: Acytostelium subglobosum LB1
Lineage: Eukaryota; Evosea; Eumycetozoa; Acytosteliales; Acytosteliaceae
Exons: 3
Coding region: 1-2013 (670 amino acids)
Molecular function (GO): protein binding
Source: RefSeq, a predicted model, not a curated record
AUGUAUAAGAAUACAGAGCAUCAUAGCUCAGGUAGUCUAUACUCGAGAGGUGACGAUGACGAUGAAGAUGACAUCUUCUACGAUGCCCUUGAGACCAACCCCUCAUGGGCAACAACCAGUAACAAUAGCAAUAGCAAUAAUACUCCAUUGGCCUCGCCUCGUGGUGGUCCUCGACAGGUACCACAACUGCAACAGCCACUGCCACAGUCACAGCCACAAACACAAUCAUCUCAAUCAACUAUAUCAUCUACAACAUCUUCAUCAUAUACAUCAUCAAUAUCGUUAAACUUCCAACAGAGUAGCAUGUCUUGCUCUCCACCAAUCAGUAGCUCAUCAUCAUCCACACCAAACUCUUCGCCAUCUUCCUCACCAACAUUGAGCACUCAUUCAUUACAUAAUCAUCGUACAUCGCCUUCCACUUCAUCAAUCUCAAUAUCAAGUUCAAACUCCAACUCUUCUUCAUCUUCCACCUCAUCCUCGUCAUCAUCAACUUCGAUCAAGUCAUCUAAACGUAACUCCAAAGUACUGCAUAUUAUCAAGUCCAAGAAGGAUGAGCUGCAUCAUCUAUUCUCCAGCAGCAAGGAAAUGACAAGACUGGACAUCAGCCAGCCACAGCCAGAAGAGCAGACACCCCAACUUGUGACUGGACCCUCACAUCCAAGCCAUGAGAGCCGUCUUCGCAAGCUCCUCAAGAGACACUCAGAGAGCACAACCAUCACCUCCUCCACCUCUUUGACCAGCAGUGGCGAGUCUCCAACAUUGUCAAGUAGUUGUAACAUUGAACAACAACAACAUAGUACCACCGAGAGGAGUGAAGGUGGUCGCGUGUCUCGAUGGUUCAAGAGUCUCCACAGCAGUGGCGGUAUCAGCAACAGUUCGGGCAGCGGCAAUGGUGGUGUUGGCAGCAGUAGUGGUGGCGGCCAUCAUAGGAGAAGAUCCAAGGAGAAGCUACUGUCCUCAAGCUAUCAACUGGUCCAAACGAUAAAUGGCGCACACAAUGGAUCGAUAUGGGCCGUGGACAUCAGCCCUGAUGGCACCCUUCUGGCCACGGGCGGCUCAGAUGGUAUUCUGCGUGUUUGGCAACGCGCCGACUCCAAUAACGUUGUUCAGUCGUCGCCCGACAAGGAGGACGGCGACGACGGACCAUUCAAUAGCAAGCCCAUCGCCCAACUGUCAGGACACACUGGCCACAUCCUCGACAUCAAAUGGUUGAACAAUCACCGAUUGCUCACCUCCUCGAUCGACACCAAGGUCAAGCUUUGGGAUCUGCGAUCAAACGAAUGCACCAAGACUUUCGAGCACAAUGAUAUUGUCGUUUCAUUAAGUCUGGACAUUUCUGAAUCAAUGUUCCUAACAUCAACCUUGGAUGGAUGCAUCAGGAGAUGGUCAAUCGAGAAGAAUCAGCCCAUUGCCGAGACGCAAGUGGGCGAGUUCAUUACAACUAUCAACACCUGUCCCCAGCCAUACAACUAUGUCAUUGUCACAUCCCAUCUGGGCAAUGUCAUUGUCUACAAUCAGUCCACGUUGGAGUUGGUCACCAAGUUCAACAUCAAGGGCAAAGCAAAAGGACCCAAGAUCACCGGUGUCUGCCUUGUAUCGAGUCCUUCAAACGAUCAAAGUAUACUUGUCAGUUCAGACGACUCAAGUAUACGCCAGUUCGCAUUGAAGGAUUUCAAGCGUAUAUGCAAGUACAAGGGCAUGCAUUUGGAGAACUACCAAGUCAAGCCAACGGUAUCCCCAGACAACAAGUCCAUAGUGAUAGGUAGUGAGGACCAUAAUAUCUACCUGUGGGACAAUGUCACCGAGCUUCCACCACAACACCAUCAUCACAACAAUGACAAGAGACUGACUAUUGAGUCUUGCGAGUUCUUUACUGCGUUGAACAAGCCCAUUACGGCAACAGUCUUUUCCCGAGCAUUGGCACAGAACAGCACUGGCGCCAGCCAAGGCAACUACUGCUUGGUGGCCACAGACACGUCCGGUUCCAUUCUUGUCUACAAUAAAAUGCCAUAG